CACGUUUCUCGAUAGCUUCCUUCACAAUCUCAAACGCCACUUUUUUCAAAUUUCAAAAAUCUCAACAGAGAUGUGUCCUUCCGGUAGAAUCCUAACUCCGAUAACAACAACCACCGCCACCGCCGCCGCGAAAUCAGAUUUCCGACCAGCUUUCGAAAUCAUCGACGCAGAUCGCGACGGUAAAAUCAGCAGCGACGAUCUCCGAGCAUUUUACGCCGGAAUCCCAAAAUCCUCCGGCGAAAACCACGACGAGACGAUGAUCGGUACGAUGAUAUCAGUAGCGGACUCGAACAAAGACGGGUUCGUGGAGUUCGACGAGUUCGAGAAAGUUCUCGAAACGGCGCCGUUGAGUGGUGGUUGUGGUGGUGGUGAGGGGUUGAUGAAAGAUGUGUUUACGGUGAUGGAUAAAGACGGAGAUGGGAGGUUGAGUUACGGAGAUCUGAAGAGUUAUAUGGAUUCGGCUGGUUUAGUUGUUACCGACGACGAAAUCGAAUCUAUGAUUCGGUUAGCCGGUGGUGAUUUAAACGGCGGCGUUUCGUUCGAUGGUUUGCUUAAGAUUUUUGGGUGUUGAUUAAAAUUAAAAUUAACAAAACAAAAGUUUGUUUUUU
Capsella rubella is the source of this 608-nucleotide messenger RNA. RefSeq names its product probable calcium-binding protein CML10. Lineage: Eukaryota; Viridiplantae; Streptophyta; Magnoliopsida; Brassicales; Brassicaceae. The record is from RefSeq and is a predicted model, not a curated record. Bases 71 to 571 code for a protein of 166 amino acids. The transcript has a single exon. Gene Ontology annotation, molecular function: calcium ion binding.